AUGCCAAUUAUUGGUAUUCGAAAAACUUUAAUCGACAAGCACUUCGAGAAGGUUUAUUCUGAAAAAGAAUUCGAUGAAUUGUUAUUCGAUUAUGGUCUCGAAUUGGAUGAAGUGACAAAUGAACGAAUAGCAUUGGAAAAGGAACGAGGUGAUAAAAAGAAGGUGAAGGCAGAUGAAGGUGUGUGUGAAGAAGACGUCUAUAAGAUAGAACUACCUGCGAAUCGAUAUGACCUGCUUUCGGUGGAAGGUCUUUCUCGUGCGCUGCGAGUAUUUUUGAGCGAAAAUGUGAAACUGGAUCAAGAUUCAUAUGCAUCCUUUAUUGACUUACAAGAUAAACUCCAUCAAAACAUUUGUCGUAAAAGAACCUUAGUGGCGAUUGGCACUCAUGAUCUGGAUACCGUUCAAGGACCAUUUUACUAUGGUGCAGAGAAACCAAAUGAGAUACGUUUCAAACCACUGAACGAAACGAAGGAAUUUACUGCUGAGGAGUUGAUGGUUCAUUACUCGAACGAAAGUCAUCUGAAGCCAUACUUGCCGAUUAUUGCUGGUAAAGAGCGUUAUCCAGUCAUUAGAGACAGUAAUGGUAUUGUCUUGUCUAUGCCACCAAUUAUCAACGCCACAGCCACAGACCUGCAGAAGGCAGUGAUCGUCUUAGAUACGGUUGUUACGUUGUUCAGUCAGUAUUGUGAGAAACCAUUCACAGUUGAAGCGGUCGAUGUGAAGGACGUCAAUGGAAACAUUGUGCAAUAUCCGGAGUUAGCGUAUCGUCAUCAAGAGGUGAACGUUGCUCGAAUCAACACGAAGAUUGGACUGAAGUUGGAUGCAAAGGAAAUGUCACAACUUUUAACGAGAAUGUCCUUAACGGCGAAUGUCUCUGAGAAGGACAAUCAAACCAUCGACCACCAACUUCCAAAAGAGCACACCAUCGCGGAAGCGUUUGAUUUGAAUAAACUUUCGGAUUUAUUACGCCAAGAGGUCGCUAACGCCGGAUGGACAGAAGUUCUCAACUUCGCCCUGUGCAGUAGUGAUGAUGUUUCAACAAAGUUAUGUAAAGCAGAUGGUCUCGAAUCAGCUGUAAAGAUUGCGAAUCCAAAAACCAUCGAAUUCCAGGUAGCUCGCACCUCGCUAUUUCCUGGUCUAUUGAAGACAAUCGCGUCAAACAAAGAUAUGCCGUUACCUUUGAAAUUGUUCGAACUGCAGGAUAUUGUUAUUAAAGAUAAGAAUUCAGAGGUGGGUGCGCGAAAUGAGCGACGUUUAGCGGCGAUAUUUUAUAGUAAAUCGUCAGGAUUUGAGAAGAUCCAUGGAUUGGUGGAUCGAGUGAUGCAACUGUUGAGUGUGAAGUGGUUGGCGGGUGAGGACGGAUAUCGGUAUGAACCAAUUGAGGACACCACUUAUUUGGAUGGACGAUGUGCUGCGAUCAUGAUCGGAUCGAAGGAGAUCGGCAGGAUGGCAGAAGCUGAUCGACUGGCCAAAAGAAAGAUCGAACGUGAAGAGGAGCGACUGAAGGCGACCAAUCGAGACAUGAGUAUGUUCAAGAUGAAGAGUAUGCUCGCCAUCGGCUUCGCAUUCACGGCUUUGCUAUCGACAUUUUCAUCACUCUUCGAAGGUCGUGUUGUGGCCAAAUUACCGUUUACGCCGAUAUCUUGGAUACAAGGCUUAUCGCAUCGAAACUUGUUGGGUGAUGAUCACACGGACUGUUCGUUCAUCUUUCUCUACAUCCUUUGCACGAUGACAAUCCGUCAGAAUCUGCAGAAAGCACUCGGAUUCGCACCGUCCCGAGCCAUGAACCGACAGUCGCAACCGAAUUUCUUUGGCACCUCCAAUAAUGUCUCUCCGAAUUUCAGUUAUUUACGUUGAUUGUUUUCAUCAUUCUCCGGCUAUUCCAUCCCGUAUCUUUAUGUUUAACAGUUAAUAGUUUCCCGUAAACACAUCAUAGUCUAAUCUGUUAUCAUAUUGUCAUAGUUUUCAUGAUUGUUACGUUAUCACCGUCACUGUUAUUACCAUUAUUUUGAUUAUUUGAUAUCGUCAAUUUCAUGAAAUAAAACUCAACAGGCGA
Molecule: messenger RNA, 2056 nt
Organism: Anisakis simplex (herring worm)
Lineage: Eukaryota; Metazoa; Nematoda; Chromadorea; Rhabditida; Anisakidae
Source: the annotation of a GenBank genome assembly